Molecule: messenger RNA, 900 nt
Organism: Mauremys mutica (yellowpond turtle)
Lineage: Eukaryota; Metazoa; Chordata; Testudines; Geoemydidae
Product: translation initiation factor IF-2-like
Exons: 3
Coding region: 1-819 (272 amino acids)
Source: RefSeq, a predicted model, not a curated record
AUGGGGGGGGGCGGGGGGGCUGGUUUAUGGCCCGGAUUUCGCGGACCAGCCGUAGCCGAAGCUUUCGCCGGACUCACGUUCUGGUUCCCCUUGACACCCGCUCCACGCACGGAGCGCAGCGGCCUCGGGCCCGGGGGCAGGGGAGGGGAGACGGGUGGGCUGCGUGCGGGCUCCCCCAGGCCGGCCCCAGCCCUCGGACACGAGCUCAGCGAGCCCCGGGCCCGCCAGCCCGUUACAGCCCCCGGGGCGCCCCCAGGGGCUGGGGGAAGAGACGCGGCCCCGCUCACCGCCCCCCCUCAGAGCUACCGGGGCGGGGGCCCCGCGCGGCCGCUCCCCCACCCGGAGGAGCCGCUACCGCUCUCACCUGAGGCUCCGGGGCCGGACGAACCGCUCGCGCUAAGGACACGUAGCAACUACACAAGUCACGGCGAGGAACCGGAACCGGAACGAGAAACUGCGCCGGAACUUCCGCCUCCGGCGCUACGCCCCCCUCGCCAGGCCGUCGUCGCCUGCUCCCGGCCGGGAUGUUGGCAGGCCCGGCCCCUCUCUGACGCAGGCGCUCUGAGGCGAUGCGGCAGGCCACGCCCACUCCCUUGCGGGCGGGGAGAGGAUGGGCGUGGCAAGCUGCGCGUGCGCAGAUGGAUGACACCGAGAAACAAAACGGACGGCUUGUCAACUCAGUCUGCCUCAGCUUCAGCGGGAUGGAUCCAGACCCUCUAUUGUGAUGUUGGAAUCUCACAGGAGGAACUCAGAUCAGACAUGAUACUCAGCUGUGCAGAGAAACACAGUGAACCAGGGCUCCACACCAGGAGGAAGUAAGAAGUCCUCUCUCUAGUCUGUCCCGACUGCCCCCUCCCCAUAGCAGUGGAAUCAUAGUCGUUUCAGGCUGUCAUUGCAGAG